This is a messenger RNA of Spodoptera frugiperda (fall armyworm), 1828 nucleotides long. RefSeq lists its product as uncharacterized. The transcript has 7 exons. Lineage: Eukaryota; Metazoa; Arthropoda; Insecta; Lepidoptera; Noctuidae. The record is from RefSeq and is a predicted model, not a curated record. Gene Ontology annotation, cellular component: membrane. Bases 603 to 1736 code for a protein of 377 amino acids.
CCGUCGCAUCUGGUGUGGAUUUUGAAGUUGUAAUUAAUGAAAUGUUUAGUAAAAACUUAAAAACAAAUCCCUUCAAACAAAAUCAGGAAACUUGUACAAAGAGUAGUUAAUAAAUUACUUUCCAACAUCGAACCACUCUGGUUCGGAACAAUGAUGGGCCAAUGUGAAAAGAUAUGAAAAAUGAAACCGCCACACUUGGGACAGUGACAAAAGAACUGUUAGUUGAGUGGGCCCAGUAAAUGGAUUGGCGUGCCCUACUAAUGGUUGGGGUAAUAGACAUGAAUCCAAUUAUGUAGAAAGUAGCAAGUUACUUUUGUGACCAUUUUCUGUUGUUCGCUGAUGGAUCCCUCUAAAGUUAGUUUCGAUAUAUAAAAAAUACUUGUAACAAUUAUUUUAUAGCUAUUACCAAAUUGAUUCUCGAGAACGACGUGAAUGGAUAUCUUUUUAAUCAAAUAAGUACUCCUUUAUUAAAAAUCUUAUCAUUGUAACGAACAAUUGUUUAUGGACAUAAAGGAAAAUGUCAAGUAAUUUCAGAAAAUGUAUUUUGACAAUUUUGGUACUAUUUUGUACGAACAAUUUUAUUUUUAUUAUUUUAUUGCUUUAUGACUGUUUUACACCUGGACAAAAGCACAAAUACUGAAGAUGUGGAUGCGAGCAGUAAUCACGAUGCACAAACGGACCUGGGUACUACCACUAAUAUGGAUUUGGUCAAACAAGAAGAAGCAGUUAAGCCGAGACCGAUUACCAUAGCAGAGAGCAAAGAUCUAGUUUGUAUCGAUAUAGAAAAUAGUAUAGAGCCUCCUACAGAAAAAAAUGAAGACGGAGAAUCUGGAAAAUUGAACGUUGUAACCGCACUUAAACUGAAUUUAGUAAGUCAAAGAUCUUGGAAAAGGAAAUAUACAGUGAUGGGCAUGUAUAAUUAUGUUUUUGGAGCGAGAACACCUGAUCAAAAUCAGUCGAGGCUAUCAAGGCAGUUAUGGCGUCAGGAAGCUAUACCUCCUCAACCACAGCAAACGGUAUGGACUCAGUACGGGCCUUACCCUCCAAACCCAGGUCAGGCUCCACCGUACCCUGGCUAUGGAGAUGGUGCUUAUCAGGGAGCAUACGGCUAUGAUGGCAGAGGGCCCCUUCUAUACGAUCCUCUUGCAAGAAACUCCUUUGUGAGACUCGUCAUGUUCAUAGUACUUGUGAUGUUGCUUGCUACUUCUGGUGUUUUGAUUAUCGUUCUUACAGUGCCUGAAGUGAAAGAGUUUUUUCGAACGUCUGGGUGGCUUUUAAUGUUUCUAGCUGGAAUGCUCCUAAUUACAGUUAAUUGUGCUAUGGUAUGCACUCCGUGCGCCAGGCGCCCACCGUUCAAUAUUAUUUGUCUUAUGUUUGCGACAAUGGCAAUGAGCAUAAUCGCUGCAAAAAUAACAUCUCAUUUCAAGACCGAUGUCAUACUAUACGCGUUUAUUGCUACAUCGGCGGUGACGUUUCUUUGUGUUGUUCUAGCUUAUUCUAAUUUCGAUUUCACAAGCUACGUAUUGUACAUUAUCGGUCUAUCUCUUGGAUUUGCUAUGGUCGUCUGUAUUGUUUCAAUUGCUUUUGUGGCAACUGGGACAUUGAUGAAGCCAGUGAUUAUAGUAUUACUUGCUAUAGGAACUUUAAUACAAAUUGUGGUGGAUUACAAAAACCGCAAUCGAGCUGGUUUGUACGAAAUUAUUCAAAAUUAUCACGAUGUUACUCGUGAUGAAUGAAGACGUUUGGAACCGCGACGGAACAAAAUUAUCAAGAAAAUGUUUGUUUAGUUUUCAAAUUAAUAUUUUAAUAAAUAUUUUUUCUUAUAAGA